Molecule: messenger RNA, 3995 nt
Organism: Psylliodes chrysocephalus
Lineage: Eukaryota; Metazoa; Arthropoda; Insecta; Coleoptera; Chrysomelidae
Source: the annotation of a GenBank genome assembly
UCUUUAAUUAAUUUGUUAAUUAUUUCUAUUGUAGGAAACAUUUUAAUGGUCAUAUUAUUAAUUUACAAUGUAAUUACUGGGUCAUUAAAUUAUGUAUACUAAUGCUUCUAUUGGUACCGGAAAAGGUAUUUAAAAAAAAUAUUUCAUUUUGUUAGAUUGGCCACAGAGAAAGUGGAGGUAAUGUCAUUGUCAGCACUUGCAUUGCAUUUGUCACUUUUUCAUUCACCUCUAGUAUUCCGCGAGAUAAGGUAUGUGAAUAACUGUAAUAAUAAUGUCUUUCUGAACGUCAAAAUAAUAUCGAGAACAUGAACUAAAUUAGUGUUCUGGGUGAGUUCUUUAUUGUUGAAGUUUAAUUAUGUUUUAAUAUCAAUUGGAAUGCAAACAAAGUAUUUAUAGUGUUUGUGCAGCUCUCAUUGUUGAUACCUGUGUACAUAUAUGUAAAGUCUGCUUUGUGCAAAGAUUUUAACAGUAAAAGUCGUGGGGUGUUCAACAAGUGACUUCUUAAUAACACAAGAUAUUCGUAAACUACGUACAAAAUGCAGAAGUGAUCAUUAGAAGGAAUAAUUUACAAGAAUAGAUUAACCAUGCGCGGUUCCUUAGAUAAUGACGUAAAACCUUGCGUUGCCGGCCAACGUAAGAAAAGAUUCCCUAGUCGAUGGUCCCUGAGGCAACUCAUUUAUUCUAGUCCGAUUUUAAAUAGAAGAAGAGGUCAGAAUGCUUCUGGUCCUUCGAAAUUUCAGAGUAAGAAAGAUGGUAAAGAUAUACCGGAUGGCAGGGUAGGAAAUAGUUCUAAAGAAAAUGAUAGGCAUCAUGUCGAAAUUCACCAAGCAACUAGUCGAACAUCUGUGUUUACUACAAGCACUAAGAGUGGUGAAGUUCUCGCAACGUCCAUGGAAUGCCCAUUGUGCUUCGCCGAACUUCCCAUAGAAGAAUUCUGCGCAUUGGAGGCGUGCGGCCACAGGGCAUGUAUUCCCUGUUUUCAACAAUAUCUCAAAGUUGAGAUCACAGAGUCACGAAUAUGUAUAUCGUGUCCUGAAUGUUUGGAGCCGAUGCAUCCUAAUGAAAUUCGCGCGAUUCUCGACAAUCCCGCCCUCUUCGAGAAAUACGAAGACUUCAUGGUACGUAGAGUGCUAGCGGUAGAUCCGGACACCCGAUGGUGCCCUGCGCCGGAUUGCUGCUUCGCUGUAAUAGCCAGCGAAUGCGCCAGCUGUCCGAAGAUCAGGUGCGAACGUCCCGGAUGCGAUUCGUAUUUUUGUUACCACUGCAAGGCCGAAUGGCACCCUAAUCAGACCUGUGAUGCCGCUAGGGCGCAGCGAUCGCCCAACAUUCGGUCAUCGUCGAUUACUUAUAGUCAGGAUUCCCAGCAUAGGGAUGAUAUAAAACUGUGUCCGAGAUGUCAAGUGUUAAUAGUGAAAAUGGACGACGGUUCAUGUAAUCACAUGAUGUGCGCCGUCUGCGGGGCGGAAUUUUGUUGGCUGUGUAUGAAAGAGAUUAACAAUCUUCAUUUUCUUAGUCCAUCUGGUUGCACCUUUUGGGGCAAGAAACCGUGGUCGAGGAAGAAAAAGAUCUUAUGGCAGUUAGGAACACUAGUCGGAGCACCUGUUGGUAUAGCUUUGGUAGCGGGAAUUACAGUACCUGCAAUGGUGAUAGGCAUUCCAGUUUGGGUCGGUAGGAAAUUAUUCACUAGGUAUAAGUCUUCUGGGAAACACAAAAGAAACGCUGCUAUAGUUAGUGGAGUCGUAGCAUCGGUGUUGAUCUCACCACUUUUAGCAGGCCUAGCGGUAGGAAUAGGCGUGCCGAUCCUUCUUUUUUACGUAUACGGAGUGGUACCCGUUUCUUUGUGCGGUUCAGGUGGUUGCGGCGGUUCCUCGGCCUCCGAAGAUUCGAACAUCGUCACAUCCAGGGCGGCGGACACCACCUCUAUCGACGCGGUCAGUACGAAAGGACCGAAUCCUUCGAUAGGCGAAGCCAGCCUGUCGCUCGCCAGCGGUAGUCAAGUACUUAGGGAUAUUGAUAGGGAGUCUGCUAGUACAGUGGCAUUGGCUGGCAGUCUAAAUCAAGCCGGGCAGAGGUUGGAAGUCCAAGCUGAUCUUGUGUCUGCUCAAAGAUUUAGCCUUAGUAGUCUUAGCGAGUCUGUGAAUGCAAGUAUCGCUGACGAUGCGGGUGCUAGCGUCAGAGCCUUGGCGGGAUCCAUGUUGAACUACAAGGCUCCUGGUAGCGAUUCAUGUAGUUGUAUAACAACGGAAGACUGCACAUCAGAACGUGUUCGAUUUGAUGAUAACGUCAGCUUCAUAACUGCUGCGCAAGCUGAGAAAACUAGUAUCGGCAGUAGUUGUAGCUUUCGAGCCCGGUGUGCCACCAAAUCGGCUUUGUCGAAGUCUGCUGCAGACAAGAUGUACAGCGAUACUUUGAGCAAUGACAGUGUCUGUAUAGAAAUCGAAGAAAAACCGAAGAAAUAUUCCUCACAAGCAGCUUUUCUACGCAGUCAAUUUUUUCAUUCCAUUAACGACGGCAAGGCGACAACCAAAAGUCUGGACGAAAAAACCAUCAUCGAGGUGUCGAACGAGACCUUGGACAAGCAAUCGUCCCAGCCUCUCAUCGUGGCCGGCUGCCAGGGAGCGCAGACCGUAAAGUUGUCGACUUCUUUGAAUUUCGAAAAUUCCAAAUUAUAGUUACCCUGAUUUUCUCAGUCAACAACAUCGUUGUAGAUUUUUGCCCAAGACUGAUCGUUCGGUAAAAUAGUCCGCGUUUUUUUUGUAAGAAUAUUCUGUACUUUUUGGAACGACAACGAAAAAUGUAGAAUCAUUUAUACUGUUACAACGACCAUUAUUUUUUUGUAAUGAUAGAUUAGAAAAUCUAAAAAUUUAAACCUAAGUCUCAAAAUAACUUUUUUUGGAUACUUGAAACAUUUAAAGCUAUUUAAGAACUUCAAAACAAGAAGACUUCAUCAAUAAAGUGAUUCAUUCUGAAUUAAUAAAGGACUGAUCAAAUGUCUUUCUUCUUUCAAAUAAUUAAUAUUUAGCGAAAAUCGUUCUACCCGUUUAUUUAUAUUCUAUUGAAAAGUACAAAUUAUUCUUAUUUCAAAUGUGUUUUUGAGGUGUAUUAUAUAAAUGUGUGAUAUACAGUGUGUGCUAUAACGUAAAAAAUAACCACACCGUCGAACAUUAUUAACAAAAAUUGGUAUGGAAUUGUUGUCUUCUCAUCCUUUUUAAGCGUUUUCAAUGAAUGUAAAAUUGCCGGUUACGGGAGUGUAUAAAAAAUGUUAAAAACUAAAUUUUUUUACUCGGAAUAUCUCGUUGACGUAAAAUGUCAUUAGAAACGAGUUUCUCUAAUAACUUUUUUUCAUAUUUAAAAAAGGCAAUUUUUGAUAUGGGCUAUUUUAAAUAAGCAGAGGUGAUUGCCUGCCCUACGACGUCUUUUUUCAUUCGUAAUAUUAAAAAAUCAAACUUUAUGGCGCACAUUGUAUGUAAAUCGGCUGGCAUCCAGAGAUUUGCUUCUAAGCAUCUAGGAACCCGUCUCCCGCUUGUAGGCCGUUCAAUCAUUCAUAUUAUCACUAGCAUGGAAAGUUCUACAAUGUCUUGUCUACAUUGGUUCAAUCGUGCACAGUUUCCAUUACGUUAGCAGGGUUAGGAAGUGAGAAAGUAAAAAUAUAUCCUAAUAUCGUUAAUUCCGACCCGUCAUUUUUUUUAAUCUUCUCUUAAGAAAAUAUUUAAAAUCCUAAAAUGCAGACGAGUGUAUGUUAGACUCCUUUCUAUUCCCAAUCGUUCUUCAACAUGCAGAGUUCUUGUAAACCCACACCAGAUGCUUCUUCACCGUCCUCGCUCAUUGCUAAUCUUUUUUCGACAGACAUACUUUUUAUAAUCUGUUGGUAUAAGUAACAUCUCCGCAUCAUUUUUAACCAUUCUUCGGCAUGCUGACUUCUUGUAUACCGCCUCUCGAGACUUUAUCAACACCCUACAUCAUCCCUAACCCUUCUUGUACCCUAUCUUUUAGAU